Papilio xuthus (Asian swallowtail) is the source of this 3691-nucleotide messenger RNA. RefSeq names its product BTB/POZ domain-containing protein Rnb (gene Rnb). The transcript is spliced from 13 exons. Gene Ontology annotation, biological process: anatomical structure morphogenesis. Gene Ontology annotation, cellular component: cytosol. The coding region runs from base 135 to 3227 and encodes 1030 amino acids. The record is from RefSeq and is a predicted model, not a curated record. Lineage: Eukaryota; Metazoa; Arthropoda; Insecta; Lepidoptera; Papilionidae. Gene Ontology annotation, molecular function: protein binding.
CGAUUAAUAUUGUACUUAAUGAAAGGUUCUCAUAGUGUUGACCGUGCACGGAUAACGAACGAUCAUGAAGUAUCGAGAAUCGGUACUGUGAUAAAAUUAAUCAAACAAAAUAAUACUGUAAUAUAGGCAUCAAGAUGGAUAAAAACUAUAUAGAAAAGAUUAUAGAAGACUUAAAAUCUACAUCAUCAACUUGUAUUCAUGAUACUCUUUUAAAAAUUAAAAAUAAUAUAAUUUGUAAUGAUAAGGGUCUGAAAAUAUUUAGAGAUUGUGGUGGCUUAGAUAAUUUGUUACCUCUUCUUCGAAAACCAAAUGAAAGGAUAUUGAAUACAGCUUUGAGUGUUCUUGGCAAUUGCUGCAUGGAUGAAACAAGCAGUCUUAUGGUUGGCAAAUUAAACAUUUUUGGUCCUCUUAUAUCAAUAUUAAAGACUGUAUAUCGGGACAGUAUAUUGGGAAGGACUUGUAGACUAAUAGGCAAUUUGGCACAAAGACAUUCCAAUGCAAAAGGAUUACAUGAACAUGGAGCCGUAGAAGUGCUUGUUACUUUAAUUGAAAACAGAGAUAAAAACACAUCUAUUGCUACUUUAACAAUGGCUGUUAGGGCAAUAAGGCAACUUUGGAUGGUAACAGACAAAAGGGAGGAAAUGCUAAGUGUAAAUGCUGUAAGGUGUAUUACUGUAUUGUUAACAGUGCAAUGUGAGUCUGCUGGUAUCAUAGAGUCAUCUAAUCCCACUAGUGAUGUAGAGGAAUUAAAAAAAAGCCAUGAAGAACUAAUUAAUGGUAUUCUGAAAUGCUUAGGAUACUUUACAACAUACACAAAUCCUCAGUGUUUUGAACAGAUACAGGGUGAUGGAAGGGGUUAUAAGUGUCUAGUUGCAUUGACAAAAUUAUUUGAGUCUACUGCACUAAAAUGCUUAAUCAAUUUAUGCUAUGUCCCAUCUUGUCGGCCCCUUUUGGGCACAGCUGGCCUUGUGGAAUGUUUAGUUGGCAUAUUGCAAAAACUUUCCGAUGUAGCAUGGUGGCCGGAGGGAUCGGCAAAGGCUCUUGCCCUAUUGAGCAAUGACUCAGUAAACCGGUGUCGUUUGCGUCAUUGCGGUGGCUUGCCACUGCUUGUGUCCGCAGCACGAGUUAACUCUUAUGUCCUGCAUGCUUUACUGCAAUACUAUUUUGAUGACUCGGCAUUCCAAAUACUUGUUAACGAGGGACUAAUUAGCGUACUGACUGACAAGUUAAAUGAUCAUCUUACUACAAUGGAUUUUGAACACAAACGAAUUAUGAAAUUGAUAAAAGUUAACAGAGGACAAAAUGGUGUAAAAGAGAAAAAUAAUGAAUGUAGUGAUUUAGAAGAACUAAAUAUAGAAUUACUUAAAGUGAUUGGUGGAAUUGAAGAUGAUGAUGAGAGUCGAAUUGAUUACGACAUUCCAAUUGCAAAGCGAAAAAAGGCGAUGCCGGAGGAUACCAAGCAUUUAAAACUUAUUGUCGAACCAAGUGGUCAAAAGAGACCUUAUGAUUUGAAUUGGGAGCGUAAGUACAAUGAAUCGGUAUGUAAAGUUCUAUCGCAAAUACCGGUAAGUCCAGAUCGAAGUGACACAUAUCCUACGUCACCUUAUUCUGAUACGAAUCAAUCUGGAUUGGCAAGUCCUGAAUAUGGACCGACAAGGAAAAGGAUGCGAUGGGAUUGGAGUCCCGAGUCAAGUGUAAGCGCCGGAGAGGGUAGUUCUGCGUCACCAUAUUGGGCUGAUUGGAGUCCUCAAAGUUCCAGCUGUCCCACUUCACCAUAUAGUAUUAAUGAAGAUAGUGCAGAUUCAGAAAUUUCGGGUAGAUAUUCGCCAGUAUGUAGCGAGCCGGAAAUAGAGGAUGGCGGCAAACUGCCAGGGAGUGAGCUCCUCGCGCUAGAAGUGACAAGGGUCGACCAUGAUUUAGACGAGUUGGAUAUGGGUGAAGAUAAAAGUGACGAUGAAGAAACCUCACGAGAAGAUGCCAAUAAGUUUAACGUGAAUUCGAAAAUCGAAUUAUCGGACAUAUCGUGCGUUUUGGUUUUACUAUUUCGUGUAUCGCAUGGGGCGUCUUACGAUACACAACAGGAAAUAGACCCAACUGAUAGGAUAGACUUACUCGCCGGCCACGAUUGCUUAAAUGGUCUAUUGAAUUAUCUCGAGCGUUGUAAGUCACCCCUCGGCAAUCCAGCAAGGAUACUAAAGAAAGUUUUGAGCAGUGCUCGGUGUUUUAUGAAUAUAUUGAAACAUAGAUUUCCACUUAGAUUAUAUAAUAUGACACAAUAUUCAAAACAUCCAAGAAAUGAAUGUUUACAAUGUAAUCAGGUUUGUAAUUUAAGUUUAAAACUCCUGGCUCGAUUAACUGUACUUGCUGAAUCUAGCUAUGGAAUAGGAGAGAUAAGUUAUCAAUUGCUCAAGGGUAGUCCGGACAUGAAGCAGACUCUGUCUAUUACAUUGCCUUAUAUAGUAAGCACUGCAAAACCUUUGAAAAAAUAUUUCAUAGAUUGCAACGCGUUAAAUGAAUUACUUAAUAUAAUUUCCGAAUCCAAAGAAGACAAUGAAAUCAGUAUCAUGGGGUUAGUUAAAUUAGCUAAUAACGUACAUAUUAAAGAUCCAAAGAUGUUGGAGAAUAGAUUUAAAGACAAAGUAUCCGUUAGUUACGAUCCAAUACUUGACAAUCUUUUAGUCGAUGAUAUUGUCACUUUCGAAUUAGACGAUCUGUCGACAGUGAGAGCGAACAAAUUAUUUCUUUGUCAGAAUUCGGAUGUAUUUAGCGCAAUGUUGAUGGGAUGUUUUAAGGAAUCCGGCGAAAGUUGUGUAAGAUUAAAAAAAGCAUCUAAAUCGGCAUUGGAAUAUUUGUUUACUCUAUUACAAUGUGGUUUGAACAAUCCAAAGAGUGAUAUUAUAAUAUUUCCAAUGGCAGAAAAAUUGGAGACAAGUCUCGAAACGUUAUUAUUAGCAGAUAGAUUCUUAUUUGAAAGAUUAAAAGAUAUAUUGAGUAGCGGUAUCGUGCAGUUUCAACUGUGCGCAGAAUCCGCUGAACGGAUUUACGUUUGGUCAUUAGGUGAUGGGAUGGGGUUUUUAUGUGUUGAAGCAGCCGCGUAUUUGUUGACGGGGGAAAUGAGUAGAAUGCAACGUACGCGUUCUUUUACUAACAUUCUUUCUUUAAAAUAUAAAGAUCAGUGGCUUGACGAUAUUAAAUCAAUGAUCAUGAGGCAAUUGGUAAAAUGUUAAAUUUUAGUGAUGUACUUUCGCCUAAUAACUUUCCAUUCGAUACUAAAUUUUAUGUUUAGAAAUUUGAUAUCUAUGGUGUAAGGUAAAUUGAGUAAAUCCAAUAUAACUUUGUGUGAGUUCAUCAAUAUUUCGAAGAUUAGUUAUUAUAUUUUAUACAACUAUGUUAUAAAUGUACUAACCAGGGCUAAAUGUAUAUAAAUGCUUCCAAAAGGAUUCAAACCUCGCGUUAUUCAAUUAUCUAUAUACUGUAAGAUGUUUAAGAAGUAUGUACAUAACAAAAAUAUGUGAGAAGGGAUUAGUGUUAUGUGAUAAACAAUUUGUCAGUGUAAUUGGGUAGGUGUUAAAAAGUUAUAUAAAUAGAAUAAUUGAUAUGUUCGUAAGGACUAGUCACUUUUGCUAUUAUGAUGGUGGUUGAUAUGAAGAUGAGGACAUUUUGUUUGUUUUAUUUUUCUUUGUCUGUGUAU